This is a messenger RNA of Notothenia coriiceps (black rockcod), 3737 nucleotides long. It is a transcript of the gene dpf1, whose product is annotated as double PHD fingers 1. Gene Ontology annotation, biological process: nervous system development. Lineage: Eukaryota; Metazoa; Chordata; Actinopteri; Perciformes; Nototheniidae. The coding region runs from base 1 to 1146 and encodes 381 amino acids. Gene Ontology annotation, cellular component: nBAF complex. The record is from RefSeq and is a predicted model, not a curated record. The transcript is spliced from 12 exons.
AUGGCCACAGCGGUACAGAACCCUCUCAAAUCGCAAUCUGGAGGUGCAGUCAUCAAGAACAGUCUUGGUGAGGAGUUUUAUAAGGAGGCCAUUGAACACUGUCGCAGCUACAAUGCCCGUCUGUGCGCCGAGCGCUCGAUGCGUCUCCCCUUCCUGGACUCCCAGACCGGCGUGGCCCAGAGCAACUGCUACAUCUGGAUGGAGAAGAAUCACCGUGGACCAGGUCACGCUCCAGGUCAGUUGUAUACAUAUCCCGCUCGCUGCUGGCGCAAGAAGAGACGGCUAAACAUCCUGGAGGACCCGCGGCUCGUACCGAUCGAGUUCAAGAUCGACUACGAGGCUUCUCUAAAGAAGGAGGGGGGUAUACCAGAUGGUCCCGUGUUGGAGUCGCUGCUCGCCGGGGAAACCCUGGACAAGAAGGUAGAAACCAAGGAAGAAGAGCCAAUGAGCGAGUGUCAGAAGCUGCUGGUCGGGGAUUUCCCUCAUGAUUUGGAGGUGGAUGAGAUGGAGGAAGACGUUCCUAAACGCAAGAACCGUACCAAAGCACGGGCCUGCGGUGUCGGGGGAAUGAGGAAGAGACAAGAGCCGGCUGCCAUUGAAGAUAGAGACAAGCCUUACGUCUGUGACAUCUGUGGAAAGCGCUAUAAAAAUCGCCCAGGGCUGAGUUACCAUUAUACUCACACACACCUGGCAGAUGAGGAGGGCGAAGAAGACUCGGAGCGACACACACUACCCUUCCAGCGCAAGAACAACCACAAGCCCAAGAAAGCACCUGACGGCUCAGUGAUCGCCAACGGCUACUGCGACUUCUGCCUCGGAGGCUCAAAGAAGACGGGCUGUCCUGAAGACCUUAUCUCGUGUGCAGACUGUGGACGCUCAGGCCACCCGUCCUGUCUGCAGUUCACAGUGAACAUGACGGCUGCGGUGAGGACUUAUCGCUGGCAGUGCAUCGAGUGCAAGUCCUGCAGUCUGUGUGGCACCUCUGAGAACGAUGACCAGCUGUUGUUCUGUGAUGAUUGUGACCGAGGAUACCACAUGUACUGUCUGAGCCCUCCUAUGUCUGAACCACCAGAGGGGAGCUGGAGCUGUCAUCUGUGUCUGAGACAUCUGAAGGAGAAGGCCUCAGCCUACAUCACCCUCACUUAAUCCGCGGAGCUGCACCUCAUCCUCUCGGCCCUUCAUCCUCCCUCUCCCGAAUCACCUCUUCGUCGUCCCCUCUCUGUGCCUCAGCUGCCCCCUCCUUCUCCUCUGAUCCAGUCGCCGCCACUUUGUCUACAAUCCGUCCCAGUGACCUCUGACACGACUGAGCACACAGCAGCAUCCACAGCGUUCCUGAACGUCUCUCCAGCGGCAAACCGACCUCCGUCCUUUAGUGUCACUCACAUUCCCCGACGCUUGACCUGAAACCCCCCUUCCUGCCUUUUUUCUGCUCUGCUCAACAGAGGAAUUCAUCAGCUAUCAAUAAGUUAGCUAGCAAGACACACACUCCAGCCUGCCAAGGGCACUUCAGAGGCAUACUGCUCCACAGAAACGCUCUUAAGGGCCCUCGGAUGAGCCCUAAUGAUCUUCAGCUGCAACUCAGUCAAGGAGUGAGAGAGAAUUAAUAAAAUGGAUAGGUGUUAGGUCAAGGACAGGGCUUGGAAGACCCUGGAUAACCAUGGACCAGUAGGUUCCAUUGCUGUGAAAUAUACACCUAACCAAAAUGUAUUUUCCUCCCGAUGUCCCAUUCCAUGUACAGCAGAGCUGAGACGUUCAACUCUGCACCGCUAUUUGUCGGCGGGGCUGGCUGCCCUGUGCAGUUUCAAAGGAAGGGAAUUGUACAGAAUUCUGACUGGUUCUCCAUCUUCACACUUUUCAAAACUCCCCUCACUGAAAAACAAUGAGCAUCAGGUCAGGAACUCGAACCAUCUUUGACCUCACCGCAUCUUCUCUCUUUGCAUGGGGUUUCCUCAAAUGAAUGAUGCAUUUUGGGAUUGACACUGAAGGUUUUUAUUGUGUUAGGAUGUUAUCCUCAGAUGAGAGGAGGGAUGGAUUUUUUUCUCAAAUCAGCUAUCUCUGAUCAAACAGUAUAUUUAAAAUGACAAUUUAGGCUAAGCAUCUGUCACAAAUCCCUGACUUGACCUUUAAUCACCCUUCCCUUCUAUGAAACCAUGACUGUGAAGCCAACGUGAGACUGAAACGCUCCUGGUGCUUGGUGUGUAUUAUCUGUGUGUUAAGAAUGUAGGGUUGAUGUGUGGACAAUGCAGAACUUCGGCCUAAAACAUAUUUUUUACGAUUCCUUUUUUAUUUAUUGUUUUCAUUUGCAUGUCGUUAUUUCCAAUUGCUUUAAAUAUUUUAAAUCUGAAAUAGAAAAGAAAGCACACUUAAUUCGCAAUAAUGUGUUUGUGAUAUGAACUAUUUUGGCCAAACUGUGUCGGUUUUAAACUCUGUGUGUGCCUGUGUGUCUGUUUGUAUGAGUUUAUCUGAGCAGAAGAGUAAUUGUAGCCAGUUUCAUGCUAGGUGGCAUCUGUGAGGGUAUUUGGGUAGCACGGACGUUAUGUGAAUGUAAGGGAAAACCCAGCAUUAACAUGUUCUGAAAUAUGUGGGAAAAAGUAAUAGUUAAGCCAGCACUGAUGUCCUGAGUUAAGACCAGCAAGUGUUGAAGACUUCACUUGUUUGGAUACCAAAAUCAUAAUUCAAAAGACAUGUUAACGUUUUACGGCCACACUAUUACUUGGCAGAAACUCACGAAGGCCCCUGUGACCGCCCAAAAAAAGUCCAACAUUAAACUCCUCGUUAACAAUCCUUAAUUGUCGCCUUUCCCUUUGUUUUCUACAGAUUAAUCAAAUUAGAUAUAUUUCAGAUACUAUAAGAAGGGCUGGUAGAUUGAUUUUGUUAUCAUCGGACAGAGUCAGUCUAGCAGUUUUCGCUGCUUCCAGUCUUAGAGCUAAUGCCUAUGAACAUCUGGCCAAAUGUUACGCCAUCUGAAAUCAUUAACAUCAUAGUAGCAUAUGCUUUUGAUGUAUUCCUAUGAAUACUUCUUAAGUGUAAAUCUCUUUUUGUCCUUUCUCUUUCACAACCCUCUUAAUUGUACUACAUCACAAUUAGUUCAACAAGUCUUUGAUUAAUACAAAAUCCUCACACUGUGUCCAGUGUCCAAAAAUUCGGCCAUCUGCUACGUUAGAAUCUAGUAUAAUAAAUCAGCGUUUGAAGGUCUAGCUUAAGUGUUAAGGCUGAGUUCUCAUAAUUUGGAUUUAUCAGGUAAACCAGCCAGCAUGUCAAUAUAUGAGGAACAUAAUUUUCUUCUAAGUGUUAUCCUCAACUAGUUACCUGGUCUUCUCAAGGCAACUUGAAGUGGCAAGUGAAAGUGCUGAUUUGGGAGUAUGUUUGCAACAUUUCUGAACUGUUUGAUAGGGAAGGUUUCCAUCCAAUGAUGUGUUAGCUUUAAGAUUGGAACAAUGUAAAUAGGGCAACUAAGGCAACUAAUCGCCAUUUCAUACAGUAUUUCAUAUUCUUGUGUACAUAAAGAAAGUAUGAAAAUUCAGUUGUUUUGAAUGAACAUUUCAUUUUAAUGCUGCAUCACGUCUCUAAAUGGAAACUUGCAAGAUCAGAUGGCUUGUGGGAAUCUACCUGACCUGUAAUUGUGUUUGCCCUCUGAUACAGAAAGACGUUAGGUGCAAAUACUGUGCUACGCCCAAACUAAAGGUAGGGUAGGUAAGAAUGGAGAAACCAGCUCGAGUGCGCUUGAAUUUGAAAGU